UUACAGUUAGUUUUACUGGAUAGGAGCGGCAUUAGCACAGUAAAUACGGUGACUUUGAUGUAUGUUGUGAAGCACUCCCCUUUUUGAGACGGCACCAUUUAAUAGCGUCCUUCUUGUAACAGGACUGGCAAGAGUGAGGGGAGCGAAGCAGUGCGAUUCAGAGAGGCAGCAGCAGGCACAGCACAGCACAGCACAGCACAUGUAGCCACUUCAACUGCCACAAACUCCUCAGCAAGUUUUAACUCUGGAUUGUGGUUGUAUUGUAUUUCAAUAACUAUAUCUACGUUUGGGAAGUUGGAGUAUUUACUCGGGCUAUCCAAUGCACCCAGGAAAGGAGUAAAGUGAGUUGGGAAAGACCAUUGCCAGGCAUGCCAUGGCUCCAGUCAAGAGCAAUUGGUUCUGGACACUUCUGGUUGGCUUUCAGGCUCUCUUUGAGGUGAUUGGAGGAGUUUGGAGUGGUGGGCCAUCUGCUUCAGUGGAUCAUCUGGACUGUCAGCGAGCAGAGCACCCUCUUGUAACUCACAGAGACAUUGCGCCUUGGCUACACACAUUUAAAGCUGCAAAUGUAAUAGACUACUCUCAGAUUACCUUUGACCCCACUCAAAAAGAGCUAAUCGUCGGUGCAAAGAAUGACCUCUUCAGACUAAAACAGGAGGAUCUGACUUUAAUCCAGAAGGUGGAAUGGACCUCGGAUGAGAUGACAAAACAAAUCUGCUUCAGUAAAGGAAAAACUGAGGAAGAAUGUCAAAAUUACAUUCGGGUCCUCCUUGUCAACAAGAACACCAUCUUUACCUGUGGAACAAAUGCAUUUACUCCUGUAUGCACCAAUAGAACGCUGUAUAAUCUAACAGUAGUCCAUGAUCGCAUCAGUGGUAUGGCCCGGUGUCCAUACAAUCCACAACACAAUUCCACUGCGUUGAUUACAUCUACAGGAGAACUCUAUGCUGCCACGGCAAUGGACUUCCCAGGGAGAGAUCAUGCCAUUUACCGCAGUCUGGGAGGCCUUCCUCCACUACGCACUGCUCAGUACAACUCAAAGUGGCUAAAUGAGCCAAAUUUUGUGUCAUCCUAUGAUAUUGGAAACUUCACCUAUUUCUUUUUUCGGGAAAAUGCAGUGGAGCAUGACUGUGGUGAAGCUAUUUUCUCCAGAGUAGCCAGAGUAUGUAAAAAUGACAUUGGAGGGAGAUUUCUCUUAGAAGGCACCUGGACAACGUUCAUGAAAGCUCGACUGAACUGUUCUCGACCUGGUGAAAUUCCAUUUUAUUACAACGAGCUCCUAGGAACAUUCUUCUUGCCUGAGCAAGACAUUCUUUAUGGAAUCUUCACUACAAAUGUGAACAGUAUCGCGGCUUCAGCUGUCUGCAUGUUUAAUCUGAGUGCUAUUACUCAAGUUUUUACGGGGCCAUUCAAAUACCAGGAGAAUUCCCGUUCAGCCUGGCUACCUUUCACAAAUCCUAAUCCAGAUUUUCAGUGUGGCACUAUCGAUUAUGGUCCUUACAUGAAUCUCACUGAGAGGAACCUCCAGGAUGCUCAAAGAUUUAUACUAAUGAACGAAGUGGUGCAGCCAAUUUUUCCAGUCCCUUUCUUCAUGGAAGACAAUAGUCGAUUUUCCCACAUAGUGGUGGAUGUUGUGCAGGGAAAGGAUAUGCUCUUCCAUGUUAUGUACUUGGCUACAGACUAUGGAACCAUCAAGAAAGUUCUCAUCCCUGUGAAUGAAAGCGAGAGUGGCUGUUUGUUGGAAGAAAUAGAACUUUUCCCAGCUGAUCAGCGUGAGCCCAUAAGGAACCUCCAAAUCUUACACAGUCAAAGCGUUCUGUUUGUUGGCCUGCGGGAACAUGUGAUAAGAAUCCCCCUCAAACGCUGUACCUUCUACAGAAGUCAGAGUUCAUGUGUGGGAGCUCAAGACCCCUACUGCGGCUGGGACUUAGUUCUGAAGAAAUGUACAACAUUAGAAGAGAGUAUGAGUAUGAGCCAGUGGGAACAAAACAUCAGCUCAUGUCCAAUAAGAAACGUGACAAUGAAUGGUGCUUUUGGAUCCUGGUCACCAUGGAGACGCUGCAAACAAACGGAUGGCAAUGUAAAUGGCGUGUGCAUCUGUAGAUCUCGUUCAUGUGAUAGUCCAGCUCCACAGUGCGGAGGGCAACAGUGUGAUGGUCCCAGUAUGGAGGUUGCAAACUGUUCCAGGAAUGGUGGUUGGAUUCCUUGGACUUUGUGGUCUCCUUGCAGUACAAGUUGUGGGAUUGGAUUCCAGGUCCGACAGCGGUUUUGCAGCAACCCGACUCCUCGACAUGGAGGGCGCGUCUGUGUGGGACAAAACCGUGAAGAGCGGUAUUGCAAUGAGCAUCUGCAGUGUCCUCCAUACACAUUCUGGACACCUUGGGGUCCAUGGGAACGUUGCACUGCACAAUGUGGAGGAGGGGUUCAGGCUCGGAGAAGAACGUGUCAGAAUGGUGACGACUGUCCGGGUUGCAACAUGGAAUAUCAAGUUUGUAAUACUAACCUAUGUCCAGAACUGAAGAAGACCACCCCUUGGACCCCCUGGACACCUGUUAACAUCUCAGACAAUGGAGGUCAUUAUGAGCAGAGGUUUAGGUACACGUGCAAGGCACGCUUGGCUGACCCAAACUUGUUAGAUGUUGGCCGUCAAAGGAUAGAGAUGCGCUACUGUUCCAGCGAUGGAUCAACAGGAUGCUCUGCAGGGGGGUUUUCUGGAAGCAUCUUACGGUAUGGCAGAUUUUCUGCUUACGCAGUUAAUGGGGCUUGGUCUGCCUGGCUGCCAUGGACACAGUGUAGCAGAGACUGCAGCCGAGGAAUUCGAAGCCAUAAACGAAUGUGCAAUAAUCCCGAGCCAAGGAAUGGAGGACUUCCCUGUCUAGGACAAUCGAUGGAAUACCAGGAGUGUAAUAUCAUGCCCUGUCCAGUGGAUGGUGGCUGGUCCUGUUGGGCAUCUUGGUCCAAGUGCUCAGUUACCUGUGGAGGUGGACAUUACAUGAGGACUCGGUCCUGCAACAAUCCUGCAUCUGCCUAUGGCGGAGACAUCUGUCUGGGUCUGCACACAGAAGAAGCGUUGUGCAACACACAUCCUUGUCCAGAUAACUGGUCAGAGUGGUCAGCAUGGUCAGAGUGUGAAGGGCCAGGUUCACAACAACGUAUUCGUCACUGUAAAAUAUUAUUUCCAGUGGGUUUCCAGUGUUCGGAGAACAGCAGUGAGAGCCGAGCCUGCGCUUAUGAUUCCAAUCUCAUUCCAGAAGUAUACAUUGCUAAGUCUAGUUCAGCAGAGAGAAGAUGUGGUGAAUUCAACAUGUUCCAUAUGAUUGCUGUGGGACUCAGUUGUUCCAUCUUAGGCUGUCUCCUAACAUUACUCGUAUAUACUUACUGUCAACGAUAUCAACGGCAGUCCCAUGAUGCCACUGUUAUCCAUCCAAUUUCUGCAGUUCUCCUCAACACCAGCAUCACAAACCACGUCAAUAAACUCGAUAAAUACGAUUCUGUGGAAGCCAUUAAGGCCUUCAACAAAAAUAACUUGAUCCUUGAAGAAAGAAAGAAAUACUUCAACCCACAGAUACAUCCAAAGUCUUUCUCCAACACAUAUUUCACAGACCUAAAUAUGUAUGAUGACUAUUAGAGCGAACAAAAUCUCAUGUUAGACUGGAUUACAAAUUUAAGAUCCACCUUUUUGAAUCUGGACUGAAGAUGAGAUCGAUAUUUCCAUUCUUGCCUUUUGCUCAUCUGUAAUGUUAGCACCAGAAAUGAUCCAGAGGAUGGAGAAUUCUCAGCCAAAUUGGAACUAACCCGUUCUGUUCAGCAGUGGUAGAAGUGAAGAUGAAAAUGACUAUUAUAAAGUAAGUGAACCAAUGCAAACAGUGCCUGUGAACACAACAUUGAUAGUUGAUGAACUAUGUGUUUCACCAAGUCCAAUGAUGUGGCAGCAAGAACCAGAAUUAAUUCAUUGAGUUUUUGGAAGAAAGUUGUAACAAAUGGAACAAGUUUCUGUGGUGCUCAUAUGGGAUUGUGGCAGUCUGCUUUAUAAUACUAGGAAUGAUUAAUUGUGUUCAAUGUUGCCCACUUCAUGCCAUUCCAAAGGCCCAGCCAGCUGCAACUUGUCGAUCAAAGUUUAUUCUUAUUCAAUUUUUCCAAAUUAGUGAAAAAGCUGAUCCUAAAUGUGGCUGUGUUGCUCUUUAAUUUCUAUGGUCUCAUUACUGACCAGUUUAAUUUGAAUGUUUGAGAAUGCAGACAAUCAUGAAAAUAUUUUCCAUGUAAACCUCAAACAAUUGUAAAUAACUGACCAAACAUAUGCAUAGUGCAAAUGGUUAACUGUGCAUAUAGUUUAACAACAUGGUCAGUGGACCCAUUGACUGCAUUAAUUAAUAACUGUAAUGCUGAAUAUAAAAGUGACUUUGGUACAGUCCAUCUGCUGUAAAUACUUGCAGCUUAGCUGCAUUUAGGCUAAUUAUCCUAUUUCUGGUUUUGUGUAGAGGGUCCUAUAGUUGCCGGUUCAGAUUGCUUCCCAGUCAGUAUUUUCUGCAUGAGAUAUAUUACUGUAGCUGCAGAAUAAUGUUCUGCCUGAUUGUUGUGUUUUAUGGGGCUUCUGGCAGCUCUGUAUCAGAUGUGAGUUUUGUGUUUUACAUUAUAUUCAGUGUUAUGCUAAAAUUUUAGCAGAUGUGCAGCUAUUUAAUUUAGUCAAAUGAUCAUAUAAUAAGCUUUUAAUAGAGAAUCAAGAUAGCAGCUUCUCUAUUGAACCCUUGACAUUUUGAAAAUCCAAUAAUAGCAGAGAAGUGAGAUCCAUUUCCACUUUUGCAGUUUUAAUUGUUCUCAUCAGAUGCCAUUGUGCAUUAUUUUACUGUAAUCUACAAUAUCAAUACAAAGUAGUGUACACCCCAGCGGUAUGAAGUAGUAUACACCCCAGUGGUAUGAACAUUGACUUCUCUAAUUUUAGAUAUCCCUUGCUUUCUCCAUCCUUCCCCUCCCCUUUCU
Messenger RNA from Amblyraja radiata (thorny skate), 4974 nucleotides. RefSeq names its product sema domain, seven thrombospondin repeats (type 1 and type 1-like), transmembrane domain (TM) and short cytoplasmic domain, (semaphorin) 5A (gene sema5a). Gene Ontology annotation, cellular component: plasma membrane. The transcript is spliced from 22 exons. Gene Ontology annotation, molecular function: semaphorin receptor binding; chemorepellent activity. Gene Ontology annotation, biological process: semaphorin-plexin signaling pathway; axon guidance; positive regulation of cell migration. The coding region runs from base 374 to 3625 and encodes 1083 amino acids. NCBI's taxonomy places the organism in Eukaryota, Metazoa, Chordata, Chondrichthyes, Rajiformes, Rajidae. The record is from RefSeq and is a predicted model, not a curated record.